Labrus mixtus (cuckoo wrasse) is the source of this 1222-nucleotide messenger RNA. RefSeq lists its product as uncharacterized. The record is from RefSeq and is a predicted model, not a curated record. Bases 92 to 901 code for a protein of 269 amino acids. NCBI's taxonomy places the organism in Eukaryota, Metazoa, Chordata, Actinopteri, Labriformes, Labridae. The transcript is spliced from 8 exons.
CACACCCAAAAACUUCACAUCAUUGUUGAGAUCUAUGACAUAUUAACAAAGUACAACGAAGCUCUACAAGCUCACCUAGAUCUCUCUCACAAUGAAGCUAAGUGGCCUGAUUGAACUCACUUUCUUAUUGAUCCUGACCUCUUGUGCAGAAGGUAUCGGAAACUGGACAGUAAAUGUCAAUGAUCACAUUGAAGUAGGAAGAGGCUCAAGUGUGACCAUAGAUUGUACGUUUAAAUGUCCAUCUACUCAAUGCGAUGGCAAGGUUGAAGUUUACUGGAAGAAGUUUCAGAUGAGCAGCUUUAAUACCAAAGACAAUGACAAAUAUGCAUUUAUUUAUCACAAGAAUGAUACAUAUGUGCUGGAGAAAUACAGAGGAAGGACAGAGCUCAAAAAUGAAGGCAGUGGAGACUGCUCCCUGGAGAUCAAAAAUGUCACGGAAAAUGAUUCAGAACUUUAUGUGAGAAUUAUCACACCGUCUGAGCAAUACAGUUUCUACAAUAACAAAGUCGCUAUUCGUGUGGUUGAUAGGAAUAACACGUCAUCAGAAGCCGAUACAACACCAACUCCUGCAGAGAAUAAUUCACUACAAAUGUAUACGACCAUCUGUGUGCCCGUUGCUGCACUUGUGAUCCUCAUUAUUAUCGUUGGAGUUUUCUGUUUCAUAAAACACAAAAGGACACAGGCCUUUACUCGGGAGGAAUCAGGAUAUUAUGAAAAUUUUAGCAGAGCAUUAUCAAAUGACGCCAAAAGUGAAAUAUCUUGCAAAAAAAUUGAUGAGCUGCCUGAACUGAAAGACAUUGAGGAGCCUGUCUACGUCAACAUGAAGGACCCACUGGAUCGUGUGGAUCAAAGUGUGGAUCACACUCACAACGUAUAUGGAAAUGUAGAUUAUUCACAAUAGAAGAAGAGCUGUAUGUCAGGAGUGAAAUAACAUAACGACUUUAACUUAAUCGUGUUCACGCGUAUGUGUGACUAUGUGUCAUGUCUUUGAUGCAUGAAAACAGGAUUAUGUGUCAUUAAAAUUGAACAAGAUAUUGUAAUUAAUAGUUUGUUAAGUAUGGAGUAUAUAACAUUUCAUCUAAGUGUUGUUAUAGAUUAAAAGCCAGUUGUUAUGAUAGUAUUUUGCUCACUAGCAGGGCUGCACAUAAGGGGGGAGGGAGGGGAAGCUUUCUGGGACCCAGCUGCUUUGGGGCCCAAAUAGUCCAGUUGUAGAUUCUUAAUA